Messenger RNA from Chenopodium quinoa (quinoa), 2731 nucleotides. RefSeq names its product F-box/kelch-repeat protein At3g23880-like. Gene Ontology annotation, molecular function: protein binding. The record is from RefSeq and is a predicted model, not a curated record. The annotation marks the transcript as partial. The transcript has a single exon. Lineage: Eukaryota; Viridiplantae; Streptophyta; Magnoliopsida; Caryophyllales; Amaranthaceae.
GCAAGAAAUUAUGGAGGGUACAAAUUGGAAUCUGCAAAUUUACCAAAUUUGGGCGGAAUUCAACCUCCAUUCUCGAAUUCACAAACCCUAGCCAUCCCAGACGACUUGAUUUUCGAGCAUAUUCUACCCAGACUUCCGGUAAAAUCCCUAAUUCAAUUCAAUUCUGUUUGUAAGAGUUGGUAUAAUUUUAUCUCUUCAUCUCAAUUCGCCAAAUCUCAUCUAAAAUUCUCAUCAGCAUCACCACAUUUUCUACUUCUUAAGGAUUUGUUUGGAAUUCAGGGUAUUUUCCGUGAAUUCAAUUUGUUGUCCUACGAUGAACACGAUGAAAAUAUGAGAUUAGCUCAAUUAGAUUAUCAAUUGCCCGAAUUCAAUCGUGAAUAUUAUGUUGUAGGUUGUUGUAAUGGCUUGAUCUGUUUUUAUUUUUAUGAAGCUUUACGAACUGUUAAAUUCAUUUUGUGGAACCCUGCUACUCGUAAAUGUCGUAUAAUUAGCACUGAUUUUAGAGAAACCUUGUUGAAUUGUGGUUUUGGUUAUGCAUCAACUCUCGAAGACUAUAAGAUUUUUGGUGCAUUUUAUUCAUAUGCUGAUACAUGUACCCGGGUUCGGGUUUUCUCGUUGACACUAGGAGAGUGGAAGCAGAUUUGUCUAUCGAAGGAUGAUGUCGAAAUUUUUUACUCUGCGUGUGGUAUGAAGGGUGUUUUUGUUGAUACUUCUCUGUAUUGGUAUGUCAACAAAUCGGGAGGUUUGUUACGCAUUAUUUGUUAUAAUUUAGUCAAUGAACAGUUACGAGAAUUCCCGGUGACAAUUGAGUGUUUUUAUGAUUGUGUUGAGAUUGAGGUUUUUAAAGGGUGUUUAUUGUUGCGUUGCUAUGAGAAUGGGUAUGAUCCUUCGUUGUGUGAAGUUUGGAUUCUAAAGAAACAGGAUGAUAUUAAUUCUUGGGAAAAAUUGUUCUCAUUUCCUUUUUAUUAUGCCUUCACAUUUGGCUUUCUCCUCAACUGGCAGGAGUUUGAUAGAGCAUGAGAGGCAGCUCAAGUUUAUUGACCCAGUUCUAGGAGAUGUGAAACAUGCCCAAGGUAUUGAUAUUGGUGGGUUUGUGAAAUUAAUAGCAUAUCAGCAUGUUGAGAGUCUUGUUUCGCCCUUUGGAGAGACAGCUCAAGUUGAUUGACCCAGUUCUAGGACAUGUGAAACAUGCCCAAGGUAUUGAUUUUGGCGGGUUUGAGAAAUUAGUAGCACAUUAGGAUGUUGAGAGUCUUAUCUCGCCCUUUGGAACUAUGUUAACCUGGCUGUAAACCUGUUAUGGUUUGUGAACUACUGAGUGAUGGUGACUGGUCCCAUGAGAUUUUGAACACUCAUUUUAUUGCGUGGGAGGUUGAUGAAAUUAUGAAAAUUCCCUUAGCCAGAUUUGGUGGGGAUGAUGAGUGGGCAUGGCACUUCACCAAAAAUGGUGAUUUUUCUGUUCGGAGUGCUUAUUAUGUUGAGUUGAAGGCUAUGGCUGUGACGCGUGCUUCCCCCUCUGUGACUGUGAAUGUUGUGUGUGGAAGAGGCUUUGGGGUGCAAAUAUUCCCCCGAAGAUAAAAUUGUCUGGCUGGCGUGUGCUCCAUGACAGUGUGGCUGUUAGGGGUUCCCUCUCCUAAUGUGGUAUGGUUGUGCAUACCACCUGUCAGUGCUGUGGCUCCGAUGUUGAGACUUUGGCCCACUCAACUUUCCUCUGUCCUGAAGCCAAACUUUUAUGUUAUCUUUCUCCUCUUCGUUUGGAUUUUCCCUCGCACUUUUCUUUCUCUGUUUUUUGGAUGGAUAUGUUCUCUAACUGCUUAUUUAUAAAGAGAAGCUCUGGUGGGAUUAUUUUUGGGCUUUUCUUUGGGGAAUUUGGCUGAAGCGUAAUGCUUUUGUUUUCGAGAAUAGAAUCACCCCAAUUGAAGAGGACCUUGUGAAAGCUUCGAGCCUGGUGGGUGAAUAUGCUAAAGCCAACGAGGCCUCUGCCCCAAGUGUGAGCUGCUCUGCUGGAGCUGUUUCUUCGUGGUCUCCUCCGAGCCUUGGGCUUGUCAAAGUUAAUUCUGAUGCUUCCUGCUUUGCUGAUAAUGUAGUGGGGUUUGGUGCUGUGGUGAGGGACUGUAUGGGGAAAGUUUUGAUGGCUACAUGCUGCUUGAAGGUAGGCACUUAUGAAAUUGAAGUGGCGGAGGCUAUGGCUGCUAGAAAUGCUUUGUGUAUGGCUUUGGAUGCUAGCUUCAGUCACUCGGUUUUGGAACUUGAUUGUGCGAAUCUUUACCAUAAACUGAGGAAGAACCUGAAGGUGAAAUCUGCUGCGGGUGCUAUCAUCGAAGACAUUCGAAAGCUUGCUUCUUAUUGCUCGUCUUUCUCCCUUUGUCUUGUGGGUAGAAAUGGGAAUGAGGUCGCUCAUACUCUUGCUAAUUCUAGUAGAAAUUUUACUGUUUUGCAAGUGUGGACUGAUGUUGUUCCACCUUUUGUCGAGUGUGCUGUUACUCUUGAUGUACCCUGAUUUUCCUUCUUCUUAAUGAAGCUUUUUGGUGUUUUGUGUCAAAAAAAAAAAAAAAAAAACCAAAGUAGUAUGAAAAUGGAUUAUCUCCUCAAGGUAUUGAUUUUGGUGGGUUUGCAAAUUUAGUAGCACAUCAGCAUGUUGAGAGUCUGAUUUUGCCUUUUGGAACUCUAAAACUAGGGAGUAUAUUUGCUUGUUUGGAUCUUUGUAGCAUGGAAAUGGUUUAUUGUCUCAUCA